Sporisorium graminicola is the source of this 699-nucleotide messenger RNA. RefSeq lists its product as uncharacterized. Bases 1 to 699 code for a protein of 232 amino acids. Lineage: Eukaryota; Fungi; Basidiomycota; Ustilaginomycetes; Ustilaginales; Ustilaginaceae. The transcript has a single exon. Gene Ontology annotation, molecular function: phosphatase activity. The record is from RefSeq and is a predicted model, not a curated record.
AUGGGCAAGCCCGAUCCCGAGUCAACCAUCACCCUUCUCUCCAUGAUCUGGCCCCCGGCCAAGGAUGGCGACCUUUUCGGCCCGGACUGCCCGUUCACCGUCGACAGCUUUCUCGAGCUUGAAGCCCAAAAGCUGAACACGGCUUUCGACUCGGUACCUCAAAUGAAAGGUGCUCUACGCCUCGUGCAGCAUUUGCACAAGCACAACGUACCAAUCUGCAUUGCUACCACCAGCACGCGCAAGAGCUUUGAGAAGAAAACCGCUCCCCAUCCGGAGCUGUUUGGUUUGUUUGGCGAUCGAAUCAUUUGCGGAGACGACAUAAGGCUGGCAAGAGGAAAGCCUGCUCCAGACAUCUUCCUCCUUGCCGCGAGGGAAGGCCUCUUUGCAGACGCGUCCUAUGAAGCGGCGACGAAGAGGCUUCUUGGCAAUCACUGGGUCGAGGGCUUCAGAGAUCUUGGACCCAGUAUGGAUGGGCCGCAGCAUUGGAGAGGAGGCGAGACGAAUGUAGUAGUGCUCGAGGACGGCAAGCCUGGUGUUCAUGCUGCCAAGGCUGCGGGUAUGCAUGUGGUCUGGGUGCCGGACCCGAACGUUCAGGCUCUGUUCCCAAACAACGAGAUAGGUGCCUCACAGACGAUCAGCUCAUUGCUUGACUUUGACCCUGCUAGUUGGGGCCUCCCUCCAUUUGAAGAUGCUGAAUAG